GAUGAUCAGAUGGCUAUUGCUUUGGCAAAAAAUGGCGGCUUAUCAUUUGUAUUUGGAUCUCAAACUAUCCAAAAGCAAGUAGAAAUGAUUGAAAAGGUCAAACAGCAUAAAUCUGGCUUCGUUAUUAGUACAGCUAAUCUGAUCGCAGAAAAUACAUUAAAAGACGUUAUUGCUUUAAAAGCGAAAACGGGUCACUCUACCAUUGCUAUCACUGAUAAUGGUACAGCCAAUGGUAAGCUUGCCGGCAUUGUUACCAGCAGAGAUUAUAGAAUUGGUACAGAUCUGAUGGAUAAGAAAGUCAAAGAAUUUAUGACUCCUUUUUCAAAACUGAUUACUGCAAAAGUGGGCAUUACUUUGAGCGAAGCCAACAGUAUCAUCUGGGAACAUAAGUUAAACAGCCUUCCUGUAGUCGAUGAAGAUAAUAACUUCAAGUUCUUUGUUUUCAGAAAAGAUUAUGAUAACCAUAAAGACAAUCCUUUAGAACUAUCUGAUGAGACUAAAAAACUAAUUGUAGGCGCUGGGAUCAACACCAGAGAUUACAAAGACAGAGUUCCUGCAUUGGUUAAUGCCGGUGUAGAUGUUUUAUGUAUUGAUUCAUCUGAUGGAUAUUCUGAAUGGCAAAAAGCAACUCUGGAAUACAUUAAAGCAGAAUAUGGUGACCGUGUAAAAGUUGGUGCCGGAAAUGUGGUUGACAAAGAAGGGUUUUUAUACCUUGUUGAAGCAGGUGCUGAUUUUGUGAAAGUUGGCGUUGGAGGUGGUUCGAUCUGUAUCACCAGAGAAACAAAAGGAAUAGGCAGAGGACAAGCAACUGCUUUAAUUGAAAUUGCUGAAGCAAGAGAUCAAUAUUUCGAAGAAACAGGGAUCUACAUUCCAAUCUGUUCGGAUGGUGGAAUAGCUCAGGAUUACCAUAUGGCAAUUGCACUGGCUAUGGGAGCUGAUUUUAUCAUGAUGGGAAGGUAUUUUGCAAGAUUUGAUGAAAGUCCUACACAUAAAGUAUUAGUUGGUGGUAAUUACAUGAAAGAAUACUGGGGUGAAGGCUCUAACCGCGCCAGAAACUGGGAACGUUAUGAUAUGGGCGGUUCUACAGGACUAAAGUUUGAAGAAGGUGUUGAUAGUUAUGUUCCUUAUGCCGGAUCUUUAAAAGAUAAUUUAGAUGUUACUGUUGGAAAAAUAAAAUCAACCAUGUGCAGCUGCGGCUUUACCAGCAUUGCGAAGUUUAAAGAAGAUGCGAAACUUACCUUGGUUUCUUCUGUGAGCAUCGUAGAAGGUGGAGCACAUGAUGUGCUGGUUAGAGAAUAA
This is a messenger RNA of Tuber aestivum (summer truffle), 1299 nucleotides long. Lineage: Eukaryota; Fungi; Ascomycota; Pezizomycetes; Pezizales; Tuberaceae. The record is from the annotation of a GenBank genome assembly.